CCCUUGAGGUGCCAACGACGAGAGAGACCGCAUGGGCCGCUCGGCCCGCGACAAGAGACGCCGGCUGCAUGCGGGUUCUUAAUGGCCCGGGCGGCACGGCGCGCACGUCGUCGCGCACGAUGCCUCCUCAUCCUUCCUCGCUGCCGUCCCCUCCCCAUCCUCCCCCAUCCCCACUCCUCCAUCUUCCUUCGCAGCACCAGCCUUGCUCGUCUCGAAGCGCCAUCAUCUCCCGACAACAUCAGAGGACGAUCCGACGGAGCAACCUCGUCGCGAGAUCCUCGCAGAGCAGAGAUUCGCACGGCUCUUCUGUUUAUAGAACUGGCGCCGUCCUAACGCGGCCGAGCGAAGUGCAGGAGCAGAGGAGCUGCCCGGUCCGCGUCCAGUACUUGGCCGAAAGGAUCAGGGCGGUGCCCGCUAGGGACAGGGCCGAGUUCGUCCGCCUCCUGCGGCGUGAUGGGCAGAUGGGGAGCUUGUCCGGGGCCAACGAUCUGCUCGCGGCUCUGGCCGUGGCGCGCGAGCCCGACAUCGCAUUGCAGGUGUUCGACGAAAUGCCGGCUCACGGGUUGGUCCCGGACGCGUGGACGUUUUCGACCCUGAUCGUCUGCCACUGUCUGAAGAACAGUUUGGAUGAUGCUGCGCGGAUCUUGGACUUCAUGGUGGAGAAUGAGCUCCGCCCGAGCGUCGCGACUUUCACGACCCUCGUGAAUUCGUUCUGCAGAAAGGGCGAAUUGCAGAAGGCUUUUGAGGUCGUGGGCGUGAUGAAGAAAGUGGGUUGCGAGCCCACGAUUCAGACGUACAAUUGCUUGAUCAAAGGGUUGUGUUACGUUGGGAGGGUGGAGGAAGCAUACGAGAUGUUGGGGAAGAUCAGCAAGGAAUCAAUUUCGAUCGAGCCGGACAUAUACACAUACACAGCUGUUAUGGAUGGGUUUUGCAAAGUGGGUAGGUCACCAGAGGCCAAGGAAUUGCUUGAUGAAGCUCUAGAGGCAGGGUUGGCUCCGAAUGUGGUCACUUACAAUACUUUGUUCAAUGGGUAUUGCAAAGAAGGGAAGCCAGUGAAGGGCUUUGGGGUGUUGAAGCUGAUGAAGGAGAGAGAUUGCGCGCCGGACCGCAUCAGUUAUAUCACCUUGAUUCACGGCUUGUUGAAGUGGGGGAAGAUAAGGGCUGCAUUGAGGGCUUAUAAAGAGAUGGUAGGAGAUGGUUUUGAAGUUGAAGAGAGGAUGUCGAAUACGUUGCUGAGGGCAUUGUGCAAGAUUUCUUGGAAGGAGAGAGACCUAUUGGAUGAUGCAUACCAGAUGUUCAAGAAAAUGAGAAGCACGGGUUGUGCUAUCGAUGAGAGCUCUUAUGGAUUUAUCAUACAAACGCUUUCAGUGGGGAAUAGAAAUGAAGAAGCUUUGUUCAAUAUGGAGCACAUGAUGACAAUGGGGCAUUCACCAAAAAUGAUUAGCUUAGCUAGAUUGUUGAGAGCACUUUGCAGGGAGGGAAAGCUGGGCAAGGCUUUGUCGGUCCUAAUGGAUGAAAGAUUGGGGCAUCCCAGUAAAGAAGUGUACAACGUGAUUAUAAACGAGUUUAAUCGACAAGGAAGGUGGUUAUGCGCUUGUAAUGUGUAUGGCAUGGCACUGAAGCAAGGUGUUGUGCCCGAGAAGAAGCCAGAAGACGCCAAGGGAAGAGUCUUGGUCAAAUCACGACAGUAACUACCUUCUUGUGUCACUACCAAAGGGAAAUGGCCUCACAGUUCCGAGCAACUUUUUUGUGAAAAUAGCUCUUGAAUUGAAGUCAUCAACAGAGCAAAAUACUAGAACCUUCUGGUUGGCCAGCUUCUUCCUCAGCCCACGUCAAUUGUCAUGACCCUCAAAGUGUCAAAGCAAGCAGAUUAUCUUCCAUUCUUUUGGCAACGACGCCCCGGCAGAGAUAGCCCAACCGUCAUAAAAAGAGAGGCUCGAUGUCAGUUGAUCAACCCUGUAUGUUCCUAAGACUGUUGUGUGAUCCAACUGAAUGUGUACUCGUCCUUGAAGAUGUGACUUGUAAACAAGGACUUUUGUACAGUUAUUGGCUUGUAAACAUUCAACUAAAGCAGGAUUAUGAC
Messenger RNA from Eucalyptus grandis, 2083 nucleotides. Its product is annotated as pentatricopeptide repeat-containing protein At3g04760, chloroplastic. The transcript has a single exon. The record is from RefSeq and is a predicted model, not a curated record. Gene Ontology annotation, molecular function: protein binding. Lineage: Eukaryota; Viridiplantae; Streptophyta; Magnoliopsida; Myrtales; Myrtaceae. Bases 69 to 1691 code for a protein of 540 amino acids.